AACCGUCCUGAUGGUUUUUGUUCCGACGCUUGUUUGAGUUGUAACGCGAGUGGGGAGAGACCCGCCAUUGCACGCACUAGGUCUGUAUCAUGCUACGCCUCCGGUGAAGUCGGAGUUCGUGUUGCAGCAUGUUGGUUUGCUAUAACAACCCCCGGGAAGCAGUGACUGCGCAGCGCAACACGGAAACCCGCAGCAGGCACUGCAUGGCGCGGCCGUAGACGGCUGCAAGCUGUAGCGCGUCGCCGCAGCCUGAGCCCCAUGGCGGGCGGGUGCGUGUGCGCGCCAGGCCGGAGGAAGAUGGCGGCGACCGUCCUGAGAGUGUCAACCCCGCGGUGGGAGUGCACGGCCCGCCUCGUUGUGUGUCUGCUCGGCGUGCUGCUCUCGGCGUACGCGUUGCACGUGGAAAGGGAGAAGGCGAGGGACCCGAAUUACGAAGCCAUGUGCGACGUUGGCGGCUCAGUGAGCUGCUCCAGAAUGUUCAGCUCCAGAUGGGGCCGAGGCUUUGGGUUACUUGGAUCAAUAUUUGGUAAAAAUGGUGCAAUGGACCAGCCAAACAGUGUUUAUAACCUUUUCUUUUAUGUAUUCCAGCUGCUACUAGGAAUGACGGUGAGUGCGAUGGCGGCUCUGAUUCUCAUGACCACGUCCAUCGUGUCUGUAAUGGGUUCACUCUACCUAAGCUACAUCCUCUACUUUGUCUUGAAAGAUUUCUGUAUUGUCAGUGUUACAACAUAUAUACUGAACUUAGCCCUUUUUGUUCUCAACUACAAGCGACUUGUUUACUUGAAUGAAGCCUGGAAGCAGCAGCUUCAGACUAAACAGGACUAAACAAAAGAACUGGAAGAACAGAUUAAGAAAUGGGACCUCACUACUCUUGGUUUGUUAUAGGCGUGUCUUGUUUCCACAUUUUUACUGCAGCAAAUAAACAGCAUAGUAUUGUAGUUUGAAUUACGGUUUCUUGGGAAAAUCAGGCUGAAUGUUGAGAAGAAUUUAUAACAAAAUUUUUUGUUACCCGAACUUAAAAUUGUUCCUGUAAGGAAAUGACUGUAGAUGCAUUAAAUUUAUGGAAGAUUCAAAGUGAGGCUAAAACUGGACUUUAACAAGUAUAACUUGAAAAGUACUGUUUCCCAGUAUUUUUUCCUUACAAAUAAUGUUUCAUAAAACAGUGAAAGAACUAGAUUUGUUUUCCUUUUCCACUUAGAGAAGUUGGUAUACUUUUUAUGCAAUGCUAGUGAGCAAUAUUCCAAACAUGUCUGUUUAAUAAUUAUGCGGAUAACAUUUUAAAAUACAGAUUAAAAGCAUUCUGGGUGAAAGUUUGAAUUCUUAUGGAUGAGACUGUUAUGUAAGGAUUGUAAUGUUUACCUUCGAACCCUGAAAUAUGUCUUGCUGUAUACACAAAUCACAUGUAAUAUCAAAGUAUGUCUUGCAAGGUUUUCCUAGUAGUUUUCCAAUAAAACGCACACAUCAGGUGUAAGGUUAAAGAUUACAGUUGUUUAGAAAUAACUUGAGUACAGAUUAGUUUUGAUGGAGGUUUGUGUGUACUCUUCUCUUUCUUUGGUACUGACAUUAAAAAGCACGAAAUUGUUUAAACCUGUUGGUUGGAUUGUAUGCAAAAGCUAUAUUUUGAAAUGGUGUUUGUUAUUCAUACAGCAAACCGUCUGUACAUUAGCCUCUCUGCGUGCCUGUGUAUAGAGCUCUGUUGUGUGUUUGUCACGAUAGCUCAGUGUCGGUGGGUUUGCAGCUGGUCAGUUGAACAACUUCUGCAUCUUUCACUUUUGAAUUCUGUGUGUAAGUGAAUGUAAUAAUUUAAUGUGUUUCAGUUUCUUUUUAAAAGGUCCUGAUGCAGACGCAAUGGAUAUGGAAAGGUGUAUGAUUUUUGGGGAUGUUAACCGUAGUCAUCUCACUGGAAAGAACUUGUGAAAAUUAAAUGUGUUCCAAUCACAAAUCAUAUGUGUCCUUAGCUUCUGACCAGAAUGGAAGAGUUGUGUCUUAGAAAGUCUUGGCUUGAGUAGUUUUACAUGUACCAUUGAAUUGUAACUGUACUUUUGAGUUAUGUGAACAGGUUGGCAUGGGAGUCAAAGAGGAGUGGCUAGAGGCCUUCUUGGGUUGAGGGUUAUGAUAAAACCUGAAGCGAGAAAUGGUUCAACUUUUCAUUGUAGGCACUUGAGGGUCUGACAUCUCUUGGACUUGGAUGAUGGUAGUUCCUAUAAGCAAUGUUAACCAGUGUUAGAGUGUGUGGAAUUAUUAUUCAGUAUUUUUCCACUUUUUCUUACUUGGUUUUUAGUUUACCUUUGUGCGAGGAUUAUUGAAGCUGAAAUGUUUGCGACCUUAAGCUAAGCAGUUACUCCAAGAGAUCAAUAUUACUUUAUGUACAGUCAAAUGCCAUUGAAAGACAUUGCAAAUUGAAUAUGUAUCUCACUGAGAAAGUUAUAAGUAAUGUUUUUAGGUCAGGCUGAAUGAGUUCACUUUUAGUAGUGUGGAAGAUUACGAAAUGGGUGGAAAUGGGAUUUCUUUAUUCCCAAAUAUCACUUCCAAUAAAACUGUGCUCCUCUCUCCCUCAUGUUAUAUCUGUUUGUAUAAUGAAAACAUUUUAUUGUAUAACUGCCUGUAAAUACAUUUAACUUUCAUAUCAGUUUUUGUAUUUAAAUGUAUCUAAUGUGGCUGUACUGUUCCCCUGAUUUACAACCUUGUUUAAAAAAAAAAAAAAAAAAAAAC
This is a messenger RNA of Scleropages formosus (Asian bonytongue), 2712 nucleotides long. Its product is annotated as vitamin K epoxide reductase complex subunit 1-like protein 1. Gene Ontology annotation, molecular function: vitamin-K-epoxide reductase (warfarin-sensitive) activity. Bases 259 to 825 code for a protein of 188 amino acids. The record is from RefSeq and is a predicted model, not a curated record. Gene Ontology annotation, biological process: vitamin K metabolic process; peptidyl-glutamic acid carboxylation. NCBI's taxonomy places the organism in Eukaryota, Metazoa, Chordata, Actinopteri, Osteoglossiformes, Osteoglossidae. The transcript is spliced from 3 exons.